This is a messenger RNA of Eremothecium gossypii ATCC 10895, 819 nucleotides long. RefSeq names its product carboxymethylenebutenolidase. The record is from RefSeq and is marked provisional. Lineage: Eukaryota; Fungi; Ascomycota; Saccharomycetes; Saccharomycetales; Saccharomycetaceae. The transcript has a single exon. Gene Ontology annotation, molecular function: hydrolase activity. Bases 1 to 819 code for a protein of 272 amino acids.
AUGCUCAUCAGCGAAACGUUCGAAGACAUCGCAACAAGCUACGGCACCACGCUACGCGUGUACGUCAUCUCGCCCCGCGUGCCGGGCUACCCGCGCGCGGUGUUCCCGGGGGUGAUCCUGUACAGCGAGAUCUACCAGGUGACCGGGCCUGUGCGGCGCUUCGCGCAGCAGAUUGCCGCCCGCGGCUACGUGGUGGUGCUGCCCAGCGUGUACCACAACUUCACGGGCCCCGAGCCGCUGGCGUACGACGCGGCGGGCACGCACCUGGGCAACGAGUACAAGGCCCAGAAGCCUCUUGCGUCGUACGACGAAGACACGCGGCUCUGCUGCGACCUACUGCAGCGCCUGCCGCAGUGCGACGGCCGCAUCGGCGCCACGGGCAUGUGCCUCGGCGGCCACCUGGCAUUCCGCGCGCUGCUGGACGCCCGCGUGGCGUGCGCCACGUGCUUCUUCCCGACCGACAUCCACAGCCGCACGCUGGGCGCCCCCGCCCCGGACGACUCGCUGGAGCGCGUGUGCAAGGAGGCCGCGCCCGGGCAGGAACUGCUGCUCAUCUUCGGGACCUGGGACACCCACGUGCCGCCGGCGGGCCGCGACCUGCUGCGCAGCAGCCUGCGCGAACACGGCGUGGCCGCCUCCUUCCUGGAACUGCACGCGGCCCAGCACGCUUUCGUGCGCGACGAGUUCUCCAAGGGCCGCUUCGACGGGGCCGUCACCUCCAGCUGUCUGGGGCUGAUGUUCGAGCAGUUCGACCGCCUGCUGAAGCACAACCUUGGUCCGCGCGAGGCAGACGCCGGCGAGCUGGAGCACGUCUGCUAA